Messenger RNA from Alosa alosa (allis shad), 1132 nucleotides. Its product is annotated as ribonuclease inhibitor-like. The transcript has 7 exons. NCBI's taxonomy places the organism in Eukaryota, Metazoa, Chordata, Actinopteri, Clupeiformes, Clupeidae. The record is from RefSeq and is a predicted model, not a curated record. The coding region runs from base 182 to 1132 and encodes 316 amino acids. Gene Ontology annotation, molecular function: protein binding.
GGCCAAAUGAGCACUACAUGAGAACUGUAAUUACAUCUCUCACUUUUGUUUGACUGGAGCAAUGUGGUGAUGGCACUUUACACUGUGUUUGUUUCACAUUUCAGUGCCAGGAGUUUGUGCACAAACUUUUUUUUUCUUAAGUGCACACACAAGGACCAACCAGGUCACAUGAUAGGACAUAAUGGACUCUGAUCCAGAUCAGAAAGAGAAGACGGUCGGAGCCUCCCAAAGGACUGUGUCCUCAUGUGAUUCUUACAGGCUGAUGAGUUGUUCCCUCACAGGGAAAAUCUGUGCUGCUUUAGCAUCAGCAGCCAGCUUAACCUCCUGGAGUUUGAAGGAGCUUUUCCUGAGUGACAAUCAACUUCAUGAUGUAGGAGCUCAGUAUCUCUCAGACCUCAUUAUUAAUCCCCACUGCAAACUGGAGAAACUACUGCUGUUUCGUUGUUUCCUCACAGAGAAGAACUGUGCUGCAUUAGCAUCAGCUGGAAGGUCCACCCCCUGCAGUUUGAAGGAACUGAACCUGAGUCACAAUGAACUUCAUGAUGCAGGAAUUCCGCAUAUCUCAGACCUUCUAAAGAACCCCCUCUGCAACCUGGAAAAUCUAGUGUUGGGGAAUUGUUCAUUAACAGAGAAGAGUUGUGCUCAUUUAGCAUCAGCUGCCAGCUCAACCUUCUGCAAUUUGAAAGAGCUGAACUUAGGAAGCAAUGAGCUUCAUGAUGCAGGAGUUCAGCAUCUAUCAGACCUCCUCAGGAAUCCCCACUGUAAAUUGGAAAAGCUAGUGCUGAGUGGUUUUUCCCUCACAGAGAAGAGCUGUGCUGGUUUUGCAUCAGCUGCCACCUCAGUCUCCUGCAGUCUGAAAAAGUUGAAUCUGAGUGACAAAGAUCGCCAUGAUGCUGGAGUUCAGCAUCUCUCAGACCUUCUCAGUAGUCUCCACUGCAAGCUGGAGAAACUAGUACUUGGGGCUUGUUCCCUUACAGAUAAGAGCUGUCUUGCUGUAGCAUCAGCUGCCAACUCAACCUCAUGUAGUUUAAAGAAACUGAUGCUGGGUAAGAAUGAUAUUCUUGAUGCAGGAGUUCAGAAUCUCUCAGACCUCCUUGGGAAUCCACACUUCAAACUGGAGAAACUAGAGUGA